Molecule: messenger RNA, 1702 nt
Organism: Sipha flava (yellow sugarcane aphid)
Lineage: Eukaryota; Metazoa; Arthropoda; Insecta; Hemiptera; Aphididae
Gene: Mks1
Product: Meckel syndrome type 1 protein homolog
Exons: 8
Coding region: 172-1638 (488 amino acids)
Biological process (GO): cilium assembly
Cellular component (GO): MKS complex
Source: RefSeq, a predicted model, not a curated record
UAUUAUUAUUAUUGUUUUAUUAUCUAUAUAAAUAAUUACUCAAAUAUAAACAAUGGAGAUUAAAUACACUAUAUUUUAACUUUAUUGUCAAUUUAAGUUCUCAACAAUUAUUAAUAAUUUAUUAAAGAUAUAUUUAUUUAGCUCUUCGAUAUUUAUUCAAUUAGAAAUAAAAUGUUUAAUAAAGACGAUAUAGACUAUGAUGUAGGAAGCUACAGAUGUGAAGGAUCAAUAGAGCAUUUUAAAUUCAGGGUAUGUUUAGAAAUAUCUCGUACUUCAUUUCACCACAAGAAUAAGGACAUUGAAAAAAAGUAUACAAAAAAAGUUGAAAAAAUUUUUCAUUGGAUGGAAAAAACUGUUGAAGAACCACAAGAUCAUAAUGAUUUUGAAGAAACAUCUUCAUCAAUUGAAGGAAAACUUAUGGAUAGUCAUUUUAAAACUGAUUUUAAUGAACAAUUUAGUUGUAGAACAAUUUUACAUGAUAUUACGAACCAUGAAAAUGUAAUUACUGAAUCAUUUAAGAAAUUGAGCUUAUUAAAUAACUAUAAAAAGAAUUUACAUUAUUUUACUAAAAACAUUAUGGAGGAUUCACCAUCUGAUUCUUUAAAACUUCAAAAUAGAUUACCGCAUCUGAAUCAAAUUAUGCAUGUUCUUCUUGAUCUUGGAAAUAAUGAUAUAGAAAAUGAAGAAAAUAAUUUUGUAUUGGCUUCAUUAUAUUGGAACCCUAACAGCCAAAUAUUAAGAAUUUUUCCUGAUUUUACAUUUAACAACUGUGCAGGAUAUAUUCUUCCAAUCAGUACUGUCAAGGAUUCAUGUUUUGAGUAUCGAUUUUGGAUAGAAAAUCUCUCUAAUGAAUCCCUUGAACUAAUAACUGAUACAGUAAAUUUUCAUCUACUUAAAUUGGAUCAUUACGACUUUUAUGUACCAGAAAGUGAUACUAUUGAAAUAUUCGCUGAAAUAACUUCAGCUAUCGGAUUUGAAUAUGACAAUUUAUUUAUUCGUUAUUAUGUAGAUAUUCCAUCAGAAUGGAAAUGUACUGAUACUAAUACUCUCCAUGGAACUACCCAAACAUGUCGACGAAAUAAUCAUAUGGCAUCUAUAUUUUCAUAUUUAUUCAAUGUUAGCCUAAUAUUACCAAAAAUCAAUGAUCAAAACAUUAACUCAGCAUUUAUAACAUUUGUAAUAUACUCAAUUGAUUCAUGGAACAAGGAACGAGUUGAAGGAUAUACAUCUUAUCAAAUUCCAAAAUAUACUACCUUAAGUUCAUAUAAAAAAAAUAUUAAAUUAGAAGCAUGGCUACCAAAGUCUAGAAAAUAUGUAGAUGAUUUACGUCGAUAUUUUAUUGGUGGAUCAGUAAAAUUGGUUGAACCUAAUUAUAUUAAUAUACCUACCAAUUUCAAAGAUAAAUUUUUGAGCAAAUUCGGAAUGGAAUUAGAACAAAGAGGUACAUUAAGCAUUACUCUGUGUUAUUUAAGACAGAAUUGUAAAAGUAUUGAAAAUAUUAAUAAUAUUAAAACUAGUGAUGUUGUUUCUGCACAAGCGCUAGUAAAAAGUGUCAAUAAUGUAAUGGCUAGUUUUAAAAGAGCACGUCAGAGAAUGCUUUUAGCUUGUCAACCAAUAUUAAGUCCAACUCAUAGUUAAAUCUUACUUAUAACUAUAUAAGUUUAUAUAACUUUAUAUAAUUUUAUAAGGUUUUAUAACUAUA